CUGAUCAGUCAUCCGUAUUUGGGUGCUUUGAGUAUCUAGUACAGAUACCAGCUGGACUGCUUUCCCUCCUUUCAUUUCGACAGGCUGCAGUUGCAACUGCGCUGGUGUAAAUAUGUCGGGUGGCUGGUCGGUGAAGGAUCAUAAGAAUUACACGAACCCCAGCGCCGGGGUGAAGCGACCGCGCAACGACGUGGGGAACAGGGUAACAGUUGUUCUCGGAGCGCAAUGGGGCGACGAAGGCAAGGGAAAAGUGGUCGAUUUAUUGGCGACAGAGUCGGACAUCAUUUGCAGAUGCCAGGGUGGCAACAAUGCAGGACACACAGUAGUGGUUGACGGGAAGGAAUAUGACUUCCACCUGCUCCCGAGUGGAAUUAUCAACUCCAAAGCCGUCUCCUUCAUUGGCAAUGGGGUUGUCAUACAUUUGCCAGGCUUGUUUGAAGAGGGGGAUAAAAAUGAGAAGAAAGGUUUGAAAGAUUGGGAGAAACGACUGGUCAUCUCUGACCGGGCUCAUAUUGUGUUUGAUUUUCACCAAGCUGUGGAUGGAUUGCAGGAGGUGCAGAGACAAGCACAAGAUGGAAAAAAUAUCGGAACUACCAAGAAAGGCAUUGGCCCCACCUACUCCAGCAAAGCUUCUCGCACUGGACUACGGAUCUGUGACCUACUGGCCGACUUCAAAGACUUUUCUGCCAGGUUUAAGAGUCUUGCCCAGCAGUACCAGUCCAUGUUUCCUUCCCUGGAGGUUGAUGUUGACGCUCAGCUUAGAAAAUUGAAGGAAUAUGCUGAUAGGAUAAGGCCCAUGGUUCGAGAUGGGGUCUAUUUCAUGUAUGAGGCCCUUCACGGACCCGCCAAGAAGAUUCUGGUUGAAGGCGCCAAUGCUGCCCUGCUUGACAUUGACUUUGGCACGUACCCCUUUGUGACCUCCUCAAAUUGCACCGUGGGUGGAGUCUGUACAGGUUUGGGUGUGCCCCCCCAGAACGUAGGUGAUGUCUACGGGGUGGUAAAAGCCUAUACUACCAGGGUUGGCAUUGGGGCCUUCCCGACAGAACAGCUCAAUGAGGUCGGAGAGCUACUGCAGACAAGGGGCCAUGAGGUGGGUGUGACCACAGGCAGGAAGAGACGCUGCGGUUGGCUGGACCUGGUCAUCCUGCGCUAUGCCCAUAUGAUCAACGGUUUCACUGCGUUUGCAUUAACGAAACUGGACAUUCUGGAUGUGUUGGAUGAAAUCAAAGUGGGCGUGGCCUACAAACUUAACGGCAAAAGAAUUCCCUACUUCCCAGCUAACAUGGAUAUACUGCACAAAGUGGAGGUGGAGUAUGAGAAACUUCCGGGCUGGAAAAGCGAUACCACAGCUGCCAGGAAGUGGGAUGACCUCCCACCUAAAGCGCAGAACUACAUCCGCUUUGUGGAGAACCACAUCGGUGUACCCAUCAAGUGGGUCGGAGUGGGGAAGUCCAGGGAAUCCAUGAUCCAGAUGUUCUAGGCACGGAGAUCCCACGCCCGUGCUUGGCAGUGCUGACUGAAAUAUCCAUGAUGUAUUUUCUCUUCUCGGAUUUCCCCUCUUUAAAGUGGUGCUGCAGACCCGGACUUUCUUACCAGACGGGACACACAAACACACACAACACAACGCGUGCAACGUGGUGCCCAGCAGACUUACAAUCAUUUUGGUGACUGACUGUUCAGUGUAUGCUCUGCGCCUGUCUAUGAAUUCCUUGAGAUUCCUUGAGAUAAUUGAGGCUUAUUAUGUUUUUGCCAAGAAAAUGUUUGCAUCACUGGACAAGAUGGAGCCUUGUUUUUAGUUUCUUAUGGCGAAGGGUUCAUUGUGCGUGUACUACAGAUGAGAAGUUGAUGAAAGCACAAACUUCAGUUAUUAAGGUUGAAACCAAGCUUUAUGUUGAGCAUGAAGCAUCUUUGAUCCUAAGCAAGACCAUUUGAAGCCUCAUUAUGAUGUUGCAUUUUGUAUUUGAGAUCAUUUAUUCAAUCCGCAAGGCAAUUAAGCAGUAGUCAGAGGCACUUGUAACUUUGAGUCACCACCUUUUUGAAAAGUCAGCUUCUUUUUGUUUUGAGUAUGUCCAGUUUUCAGAAAAUGUAUGACUGUGACUUUUUAAUUGCUCAAUUUCCUUUGCAUGUGUCGAAGUGGUUAUUUUACAGUUUUUAAGUCAGCUAUAUAGGAUUCAUGCCAGUCAAAUUAGUUCACUCAGGACAAAAAUUUGCGUCUUUUUUGUUGUUUGUUUUUUAGCAGCAAGUCAGCCGACAAGAUCUUCGAGAUGAGGGUUUGAGUAUUCUCUUAAGUUUUUUUUCCCCCAAGCACUCCUUCUUUCACUGAUUUGACAUGCCAUUGGAUCAUCCAGAUGCUGUCGGUUGAUUGGAUGCUGCUCGUGCCAGUUUCUACUAUUGUGUUUGCACAGAUAGUCAUUAAUAAAGCUUAUUGGAUUCUUUCUGCCAUCCCCUUGUAAUGGUCAUCCUGAGUAGAUGCAUUGACUUUACUUGAAUAUGCCUUGGCCAGUACCCAAUGCUAGGGGCUUCUCCCGGCGUAUUGUCACACUUGUCCAUGUUAACUGUGAUGUAUGUAAGUGCAGUACUAUGUUGUCCAAAACUGUGUGGAGAAACUACUAUUACUGUAAUGUAAUCAUAGCACGACACUGCAGCAACGCACAAUACCGUUAUCUUAAAGACACUGAACUCUGACAUGUAUAUCCUUUGAGUGGCUAAAGGGCUGUUAGCUAGCAUAAAACCCAAACCCCACAGCCUUACAGAACCAGCCAGACAGAGCUGAAUAAUUCUGUGGGUGCUUCCAACUGCAGUUCCGAAUUAAAGAAGAGGAAAUCUAACUGCCUAAUAAAUCAGUUGUAAAGUU
Molecule: messenger RNA, 2854 nt
Organism: Anguilla anguilla (European eel)
Lineage: Eukaryota; Metazoa; Chordata; Actinopteri; Anguilliformes; Anguillidae
Product: adenylosuccinate synthetase isozyme 1 B
Exons: 13
Coding region: 113-1480 (455 amino acids)
Biological process (GO): IMP metabolic process; 'de novo' AMP biosynthetic process
Cellular component (GO): cytoplasm
Molecular function (GO): GTP binding; adenylosuccinate synthase activity
Source: RefSeq, a predicted model, not a curated record